Messenger RNA from Lymnaea stagnalis (great pond snail), 9453 nucleotides. The record is from the annotation of a GenBank genome assembly. NCBI's taxonomy places the organism in Eukaryota, Metazoa, Mollusca, Gastropoda, Lymnaeidae.
AUCAGUCCCGUGUUGACCGACUUUCGGCUGGUGCAGAGAAGGCAAUGGAAUUAUAAGUUUUGUAGAAGAUAGCUUGCGGGGGAAACGUAAGGAGUAUAGCCAUAUUUCAUCUCAUUUUGGAAAAGUUUUUACUGUUGCAUUUAUUUGAUUUAUUAUGUAAAAUUAAUUAUGUCUGCGUUAAGUAUCGAAUGGAGCAAAAUUAUUAGACCGAAAGACAAAAAAAGUCUGCGAAACAGUCACAAUAAUAAAAAUUAAAGCUCAGCUGAUCAUAUCAGUAUCAGCAUUUUCGUUGUUUUAUGGCAAAUUAUGGUUUGCCUUUAUCGGAGUUGCUGAUCUUCCAAUUAAUUCAACAUAGUUAUUAACCCUUAUUCUUAUUUCUCUGGACGAUUUACUGUCUUAAGCCUCAAUGAUACAUCUAAAUUAUAAAAUAUAGAUACUUUAUUAUUAUUGACUUUAGACUAAUAAAUAUAUCUACUAAGUCUUAGUCAUAGUCUAAGCCAGCCUAAUUUUAAUUUUAAAUGUAUUAAUAAUAAAUAGUAUAAGUUAGUAAAAGUAAGUAUAGUUACAGAUAUUAUUAUUAUGAUAGUAAUAUAGAGGCUUUGGACUAUGUAUAUAAUUAUUACAGGCUACCUAUUUGAAUGUUACUAGUUAUUUAUCAGACUAUGCUAGGGCCAGGGCUAAUAAAAAAAAAGUAAUAUGACCUUAUACUUAUCCUAUACUACACCAUAUCUACUAUAGUCUGGUCCUGAGCUAAUAGUAAAAACCAGUAAUCUCUUAUAUUUAUUAAUACAAAGUGUCGACACGUCCGGCGCGCCGGACAAAUAGUGUGGGAGAUAUAUGUCCGGCUGGCAUGUCACGUGACCGCCGGACGACUGGAAGGCUCACUAUCACCCUCACUAUUAUUUUUUUAGCAUUUGUAUUUUUUAUUAUCGUAAUUCUCUCUCCCUCUCAGCAUUGCUACCCUCUAGCCUCUAGAAUGCAUUAUUGCUUAACUCCCACUUUGUUUUGUUAAUAUAACCAAGUAUUUUGUUCUAUUAUUUGUUUGCAAGGUACUCAGUACAUUACUUGGUAGAGAAAUAGAUUUUAAAAUUAACAAUAAUUUUGAAUCAUUCGCGGUCACGUGACAAGUCUGACCGACAAAAAUCUUGCGUUAUAUAGUUAUAUUAAUCAUUAAAGACUGUCAGUAAGCUUUUUUUUUUGAAGGCCGGCAGGUAGGGUGUAGGACUAUUAUGUAGAACUAAUGUUGAAAGGCUGGUAUAUAGUAUAGAAAAUGACAAGGUAACUCAGUGUGACAAAACUGCACUUGGUUAAGCCCUAGUAGUAAUUAAUUGAUGAUAACAAUGCUGUGUGUAGGUACUUGGACAAUAUUUUUAAAAUGAAGCGACAAUGUACAGCUUUAAGAACUAGUUAUUUAAAUAGGGCUUGUACAAAACAAUUGAUACCAUAUUAAUGGUUGUAGUUCAAUUCUAAAAAAAGUUAUGCUUUUUUUCAUGAAUCAUUUUGGGAUAAGUCUGUUAAUUGAGACAUACAUAUAUGAGAAAUUAUAAAAAUGACUUUUAAUACAAUGAGCAGAGACUUUUUGAGAGAGCUGCCACUCUUGGUGAUAGGCUUUUUCCUAUUUUCAAGCUUUAAUGAAAAUUAACAAUGGUAUCCAGGGAGAAAAUAUUGUCUUGAAACUGUAAUGAAGUUUUUUUUGUAGGGUGGCCGUGGGGGGAAAUGUAUUUGCCCUUCCUUGUAGUUGUAGAUAAUUGGUUGCCUAAAACGGUGGUGGUAAUGAAAAUCACGACUGGUGAAGAAUGUACAAGAAAAUGAAAUUGUAGACUUUCUCAAUUCAAUUUGAUAUAUUUUUCCACAAAUAGUCAUGAUAAAAAAUCAGAAAAAAACAGUUUGUUUAGCAUCCAAUUCUCUUUAAAAUGCUAAAUCUCACAACCAGUUUAACAACCAUAUGACGGCAAACCACAUUUUUUCCCAACACGCAUGCAAUUUUUUUUUCAUUUUCAGUGGACAAAAAGUUGAACCAAGGGCAUGUAACUCUGCAGAUAAUUUAUCCAAGUAUCUAAUGUUUGCUAGAGCCGAGGGUUAAAUUAAAAUUUUGUGAAAUUUGUUUUAGGCCUACUUAUUAAAAUACUGAAGUUAUUAAUAUUAUUAAAGAAGUCACUCUAAGUAUGAUUAAUUAAGUGCUUAGUUUAGGUUAGCCAAUGCAACUAAAAAUAUACUGUAAAAACUGUAGUCAUAACAUGCAAUUUCUAAAAUAAAAUUUUCGGCUAUCUGCUCAUCUUCAAAUUUGUAAAUAACAAAAUUAAGUACUCUGAUGAGCUUUGUUACUUUCUCUACUUUCCUAUUUUUAAGGCAUCAGUAAACAUAUUCCUCCCCCCCCCCCAAUAUAUAGUUAAAAGAGAAAAGCAUUAUUCAUAUACACAUUUAAAAUGGCAACAAAAACAGGCAUAACAUGUAACAGAAAUAAAACAAUUGUUAUUGUAUUUGUAUGUCAAGUGUGCAAACGUGAACAGAGGAGUUGGGUGGGGGGUGUCAGAUAAGUAGAUUUAGUUGAAAUAUGACACUUUUUUUUAUAUGAAUGGCCAUAAUUCUUGGUUUGUUUUAUUUAUGUUUAAUGGGAUCAGCAAACAUAAUUCCGGUAAUUUGUAAUUUGAUAAAUCUAUUGAGGCCAGUGGCUAGGGUUGCCAGAUAAGUAAAUUGAAUGAUGACUAAUUAAUCUGCCUUACUACAUCAGCUUCCAGUAGUCCAUUAUAUCAAUAUGUAUUCUAGUUUGGAAGUGUUUGUUAAUUAGUUGUGAGAAAUAUAAUUAAAAAUUUCUUAUUUUAAUCACAAUUGCAGAGCUAACAUUUGGGUUAGGGAAGUAAAUUUAUAAUCCUUACUCAACAUAAGUGUACAGUAUAUUUGAAAACAAUCACAGAAACAAUCUGUGUGAAAUUUAAUCUGCGCAUCUGAAGUUAUUGUACUUGUUCUUCUUUUUCUAUAUUUAGUUUAAUAUUUAUCAUAAUUUUGUCACUAAAAAUACUAUGAAUUAAAAUAUGUCUCUUUGAUUUGAACAAUUAUUUUUUCAGAAGCAAGAAACUGUCAUCAGCCAUGGUUGUGUAUACAUGCCAUUGUCUAAAUGUCCAGGUUUUUGCAGAAAAAUCAAAUGAAGCUUUGGCCAAAAAUGGUGAGCUAUAUUACUAAUAAUAAAGUUCAUUUCAAAAACACGCUUCAUUCCUGUUUAAGGAUCGAAGCGGGGUACAAAGUCAACCAUAUAUAACAAUUUAUAUUUUUUCAAAUUAAAAUUACUAAUGGCAACAAUACAAAAUUUACAUACAAACAUACCCAGUCGAAGUCUUUCAUCACAGCAAUGGACUAUACAAACCAAUAUACAUCUAGGAUAUAUGAGCAAGCUGGAAACAUGGCGGUAGACGACAUCAUUUCAGCAUGUGAGUGCGAAAAGGAUGGGUUUUCAACUCAGUUUUGAAAGACUGCAGUGUCUGGCUGUUUCUGAAAGCGACAGGAAGGGCGUUCCAGAUUCUUGGGCCAGCAAAGGCGAAAGUGCGCCUUCCGUAGGUUUCAAGGCGAAAUCAUGGUAUCCAGAGUUUGCCACUAUCGGAUGAAUGGGGUGAUUUAGUGGGUACGUAAGGCAUCAAGAAAACUUUGAGAUAGGAUGGUGCCAGGUCAUGCCAGCAGCGGUAGCACAGACUUGCAAUUUUGUACUCAGUGAGCAUGGACCGGCAGCAAAUGCAGCUCUCUCAGAAGUAAUUCUGUGCUUUUUGAAUUUUAUCCUGGAGCGGAGCUGGAAGACCCACCAUGAGAGCAUGCGUGAUAGGAUGAAUGCACACAUGAGUCUCUUUGAUGCAUCAAAUGUUAAAAAAGGUCUGAUAUGACUAAUUCUGCACAGCUCUAGAAAAAUCGUCUUGCCAAGCAUGUUAAUGUGAUUUUUCCAUAGUGUUCUGUCUAGGUAGACACCCAGGUUUCGCACUGUUUGAGCAAACUCAAUCCGCACACCUGAGAGAGUAAGGGUUGGUGUGUUAUUUACAGAUUUUUGCUUUUGAGGGGUAGCGAUGGAGACCAGCUCAGUCUUGUCGUUUUUCAGUUUGAGUUUGUUUAUGGUCAUCCAGUGCUUAACCGACUCCACUGUUAUCUGUGUAGUACUAAGAAGCUGAGGGAACUGAGAGGGGAUCACAGACUGCUGAAGUUGUGUAUCAUCUGCGAUCAUGUGAUAUAGCAUGUCAAACUGCUUUAUCACUGCACCCAAGGGCUGAAUGUACAUAGUGGAAAAACACCGGGCCUAGGACCGAGUCCUGGGGUACUCUGAAUUCGAUAAUAGAUUGCUUUGAUAUUAUUGUUUUUCUCAAGAAAUGUAUUUAAUACAUAGUUCUAAAAGCUAUUGAAUUAUUUUAUUACUUUAUUAUUAAUGAAAAUAUUUUUUUCAGAUGCUUUGGUAAAGUGCCCCCUAUGGCCAUCUUGUGAAGUUGUAGAGUUGAUUGAUCAAGGUUUUCAGUUUGUGAGUAUAAGGAACAUACUGUUACAAAUUCUUGGCUAAAUUUUGUAAUUAUUUAAAUCCACACAUUUGUUAAUAAAUUUAAUUAACCUUAACUGAAAAAUGAGCUUCAUGUUUGACAUAUUUUUCAGUUUGCAUCAGGCAAAGGCAAUUUACCAAUCACAUCAUAAUAAGGAUUGGUUGUAUAGUUGUAUUGAUACUUUCUCAUCUGAUGUUCAGACAUAAAUAAUAAACGAUGUGAAUAGAUUUUUUUAGCCUACUCUUGUUAGGGGAUAUGUUUGCACAAAAUAAUCUAUUCAUUAAAAAAUAAAAUUUAAUGCCAUCAAACAACUAACUUUAUGCAUCAUCAAUAUUUAGAAUUUCAUAUUUGAAUUGUAUUUUUUACCGGUUGUCUUUGCAACAAAGCAUUUGAUGAAAAAUGGAUGAAUUCUGAAUUAGGUCAAUGUUUUCUUUCCUCCACAUUGGAAGUAUAGAAAAUAAUUUCCUUCCAAUGCUUUUCUGCAGAGUCACAAGUGUCUUGUGCAACGUUUGCGAGAUGGAGAGUGGACUGUUUAUGUUUGCGUCCCCUGCCACCUUCGUACCCAUGCAGUAAACCAUGAUUCCAGACUUGUUGUCAUCAGUUUACAAAUGGAGGUAAGGAGACGUAUUUAAAUCGCAUAUAUUCCUUUAAUUGACCAAUUGGCUGUCUAUUUUAUAUGUUAAAUCAUCGUGCAGUUUAAAUUAGUAAUUAAUGAAAGGCUCAUAUGGACCCUGCGUCUGGAAUAUAAUAAAUCAAAUGAAGCCUCUAAACAUGCCUCGUACAUUCCAAAAGCUUUUUUUUUUUCAAGUUUAAUGUUUUGAUUGAGCUAAAUUGUAGUGUUUUAUCUGUGUAUAUAGGCAAGUAUAUUCUAUGUCCAUGUUAUAAUACUACUUUUGUGUUGUGUUGAAAAUAAACUAUUUAAUAAAAAUACUACUAAACCUAUUUAUUAAAUUUUCAAUUGAUAUUUGACUAAAAGCUUGUUAGUAUUUUAAAUUUUAGUUGAUAAUCUUCUGUUCCUGUUAUAUAAAAAGAGUAAAUGGGAGGCAUCUAAGUGCAAGUGAUAAUAAUUUCUUUCAAGAAAGGUGAAGAAGCUCUGAAGGCCCUGAAAAUCCAUGCUGACUAUUCACCAGUGUUUAACUUGGUGCUCCGGUCAAGUGAGGGCAAACUCAGAGAUGAUGGUUUGUGAUAAGAUUACUUAUAUAUACACUUGUUGACUCUGCCAGGGUGAUAUGUGAAUGUUUACAUAAGAGAUAGUGGCCGACUGUUACAAUGAGGGCAGGAAACAGCAUACAUGAGUGAUAGCACUCAAAUAAGUUGAUGAUAAUAUGCUUGGAUCUGUGUUGAUUUUACCGAGACUCUGUUGGCUAUUAUAAUAUCAAUGAGAAAUUAAACACACAAAUAUUAUUUACAAGCAUUAAGAUUUUUCAGAGAUUGACUGUGACAGUAAUUGAAGUGAAAAUUACUCUGAUAAUUUAUAUAUGUCAUUCUGCUAUAUAACAACCACAAAUAUAUUUUUCAUGAUUUCCUUUAAAGCGCUGAACACCCUUAAAUUGAAGCUAUUAUAUUUUAUGAGUUGAGUUGUCGUUUGUUUUUGUUUUUUUACGUAAUCAUGUUAAAAUCAAAUUCUUUAGAGUUUAUUCGAAACCAAUACUUCUUGUAGACACUAUGCGAUUAGUAAAAAAUUUCUUAAGUUUUUAUGUUAACUAAAUCUUGAUUCUUUAAUCUAGGAGUCAUCACACCUCAGACUCAUGAAACCCUGCAAAAACAGCUUGGGGAUUUGCAUGAUGUCCUGGUCAAGUAUCUGAAGGAAGAAGAAGAGGCUAUGGAAAGACGAAUCAGGUGACUUUCACAGCAUAGUUUUUAUUAUUCAUGAAAUCUAUAAUGUAUGUUCUGUCUGACAUUAGAUGUAUAACUGGCUUUUUAGAGUUGUACGUAUAUAUCUGCUUAUGUUAUUCAUUCGUGUAAUAUAAGUACGUGAUGUAUUCUCAGGACAUAUGAAGAAGACCAAAGAAACAAUUUUGCCAGGCUGAAAGAAGAUGCUCAGAGCGAGAAGGCAAAACUGAUAAGGUAUAGAGGAGCACUCUCCUUAACUAAAAAACCACUUUGAUUUAUAUCUUCUUCAAAUGACUUGAACCAUAUUUCAAUUUAAACCACCUUUGUACUGUUAUAAUUUAAAUAUUUGUGUUUCAAACCUUUUGUUCUAUUGUUGCUAGUGUUCUGUUUCACAACUCUGAGGGCAGCAAUCACCUUAACAGCCAAGACCGUAGCAGCGUCCGUGGACAUGGUAGGGUUUAUAAAGUUUUGGAUUUUUUUCCCUCUUAGUGUAGCUGGGAAGUCCUUUUCGGAAUGUUUGCCUCCACUUUCAUAUCAGAGAGGCAUAACUUACGUUUCAGAUAUUGUGAAAAUUGCUAUGGACUGCUUAUACUGUGUAACUGCUUAGAGAUUUGUUCAUGAUUAACUUGUAUAACAGCUGUUUACAUGUUAAGUCUAUUUAUUAAUUUGAUUGAUUUUCUGAGCAGUAAUGUACAAUUCAUGUAAAUGAAUAAUUUCCUAAUAUUUUUUUUAUUUUACAAAUUUUUCUUUUAAGAGUCAAAUUUUUUAGCCAAGUAAUUGUCAUGAUAGUAUAGAUGUCCACAAAUUUUGACUAAUAUUUAACCAAAUUAUGGUUGGAUUAACUGUAAAUAAAUUUCACUCUUGAAUAUGAUUUGUUUUAUUUUAAAAUUACAACUUUUUAAUUUUGUAUUUGUUUUUCAGUCAUGUAAGGCUUACGAAAUUGGUCCAUAUUAUUGUUUUUAAAUCAAAUUAUGGAUGUCCAUAGACUAUAACAGGGUCUUAUUUCAAAAUAAUUGUUGAAUUUUUAAAAUCUAAUUGAAAUUUGUAAUUUCUUCUUUUCAGUUCAACUUAUUCAGUCUAAAAGUGCCAACGAGUAUGGAGGAAAAGAAGUUUUGAGUCGCACAGCUAAAGGGAUUAGAAACCGGAGGCUGAGGGACUCAAGUCCUGAUGGUAGGAAUCAUUUUAACAUAGCUGAAUCUAACACUGGCUCUCAAACUAUGCCUAUAAGAAAUAAUGUAUGCUGUAGGAAUUUGUGGCUAAACUCACUUUAUGGUUAGAAUCAUUGAUUCAUUAAAAAAAUAUGUGAAUCCAUAUGGAAAUACAUUGCACCUUUUAAAAAAAAUUAGAUGGCGUCUGAAAUUUUAAAAAAAUUUUCAUGUGUUUCUUACCUUGUAUUUGCACUAACAAAAUUGCGAAAGCUCCUAAGAAAAAGGCCUGAUUCUGAAUAUUCAUACAUUUUGUCUGCUCUUGUGUUUAAAACUAAUUUGCAUUUUUACUAACACAUUUGCAGUUACCUUGAAAUAUGAAUGUUGUGUUUUACAAACUCAAAAUAAUCUGUUACUCGUAUUAUGGUUACUAUUUUGUAUUCUAAUUCAGUCUUUGCUAUGGAUGAGUUGGAGAUUGAAGAGGAUGAUGAUGAUGCUGUGCUUCGAUCUGGUGAGUAGUUUCUAUAACCGCUCAAACUUAAUUGAACCGUCUUUACACUGUCAUGAUUAAUCUUCUAAUGUGACCAUGAAAUGGUGUGUAAGGAUUUAAGAGAAUAUUACAUAAUAUUCCUAAGAUCAUGACCAGCUUCAUGGCAACAGGAACAACUCUAAUGUGGAACAAUCUGGUCGUACUCGCAAUGCACACCUUGAAUCCACUGAUGAGUAUGGGAAUGACAAAUUGCCAUUGAUGUCCACCUCUGUGCCCAUCUCCAUGCCAGCCCAAGCCAGGAACAUUAGGAACCUGUCAUAUCUAGAUGAUGAUAUUGAGGUGAGUGUAUGUCAAUACUCUGGCUUAAGGGACUAUGGUCCUGAUGUGACGUUUGAUUUUAUAGCAAUAUCUAAUUUAAUAUAAAUAGCCGGUACUUAUUAUUUUUUAAACUGAUGCUGGUAGGUUUGGGUUGUUUUUUUUUAAUUUUUAAAAAUUUUCUAUCCCAGGAGUCUGCCGAGUUUGCAGAUAUACCAAGACACAUGCAGGCGUUGUCAGAGAGCAUUCAAGAGCGUGAUCGAUACAUUUUUGGAGAUAGACCUCGUCAGCGGGUACACACUGGGGAUUUCACACAAGUUAACUGGCAUUGAAUUGAGGUGUCCAGCAAAAAACUGACUGACUUUGCUGAACGCUCUGGCAGAUACUUGACCCAUGAAAGAUUGCCUCUCAACAGAUGGCCUAUGUUUUUCAUUAUAAUUGUUGACAAAGUGCUGCUAUUCAGCUAUAAAAAUUGAUGCUGUUAAAUCAUCCAAGCCAUCAGGAUAGCUAGCUCUUCAUUAGCUUGGAGCUUAUUCAUGCAGAGCAAACCAAAGAGAUGAACUUGUUUUGAUUUAAUUUUUUUUAAAUUGAGCUUCUUUUUUUUCUUUCCUGAAAGUCAUUUUUUUAUGAGCUGGACUGUGUUGCUGGAUCCCUUGGUGCCUAACAUAAGUUGUUGAGUAUUGAAGAGAGUUAUUAUUUCUCAAUGCUAGAAUUUCCAAUGUGUUUUGAAGUCAAAAUUGACCACACCUCAGGAGAUCUGUCGACAGGAUCCUUGACGGUUCUGAUUCAUAUUGUUUGACUUCCAUUAAGUUGACAUCAGUUUUAGUCCUAGGAUAUGAUUUAAUUUUUAUUUAAACUUUUUGUGGUGAGUUAGGGUUGGGGCUAGGCUUGUGUUGGAAUGGACAGAGGAAAGCUUGUGUUUGAAUGGACAGAGGAAAGCUUGUGUUGGAAUGGACAGGAAAGCUUGUGUUGGAAUGGACAGAGGAAAGCAAGUGUUGGAAUGGACAGAUGAAAGCAAGUGUUGGAAUGGACAGAUGAAAGCAAGUGUUGGAAUGGACAGAUGAAAGCAAGUGUUGGAAUGGACAGAGGAAAGCAAGUGUUGGAAUGGACAGAUGAAAGCAAGUGUUGGAAUGGACAGAGGAAAGCAAGUGUUGGAAUGGACAGA